Messenger RNA from Pelagomonas calceolata, 1137 nucleotides. NCBI's taxonomy places the organism in Eukaryota, Pelagophyceae, Pelagomonadales, Pelagomonadaceae. The record is from the annotation of a GenBank genome assembly.
GUUUUGGAAGUGAAUGAGCUGCUCGCUUUUGCCAGGAAUAGCGCUCUCCGCCUCGUAUCGUCGGGUCCAGCCCGCGCAGCGCAAACAGUGAUCGACGGUGGCAACGGCACGAUACUUCUACGCCAUACGCCGCCGCAGCGGCGAACGGGAACGCGCUAGUUACGCCAAUAAUAGAAGCUAAUCAAACGUGUCCAAAGAGCCGUAACCAAUCAACGAUGCAGCGUCAAGACACCUUAAACUCCCUCAAGCUCAGCUCGCUGAACCAGUCGCUCGGCUCGAGCACGGGCACAGGCGGGUCGAGGCACCGGCGCCACCAGUCGGACCCGUUCGGGAGUUCAUUGGCGCCCAUGUCCGACAGCGACAUGGCCGCCUUCCUGGCGGCGGAGGGCGACGAGGACGCGCUCAUGCCCGGGUCCCUCCUCUCGUUCGACGACGCCGAUCUCGGGGACAUCGGGGAUCUCCUACUCCCGACGCCGAGCGGGCCACAAAUGCCGGCCUGGCCGUCGCCUAGAACACCUGGGCGGAAGCAUCGGAGGACCAUCUCUGAACCAGCUCUGAAUUUUCAGUUUGUCAAAAACGACGUGCACUCCGCGCCCGCGCCGCCACCCGUCAGGAGAGGCGUCUCCGACGAGGGUUAUAUUGAUGAUGCGACGCACCCCCUGAUCCUGGGCGAUGGUUUGAGGCUGGACUCCUUCGACCUGGAGCUUGAUGAACGAGCCAUACCACAGAUGCCCCCACCGCCACCGGCACCAGCCCCAAAGCCGAAGCCCUCGCGAGCGGCUCGUAGUACGGGGCGACGACGGAAACCGACGAAGGCCGCGGACCCGGACUUCGUCGAUCCUGAUUCUGUCAAUUCCGUCUCUCCGGCACCCUCGCGCAAGUCCAAAAGUACCGGAGGGGAAACGAAAAAGUACCGCUGCUCGCGCUGCGGCCAGAUCAAGGCGAACCACGUCUGCCCCUUCCUGAAAUAUAAUAGCGUGGCGACGGGCGUGCAGGCCGAUCCUUCCGUGACGGUGACGACGGCGGGCUGCAAAACUCUCAAAGUGCGGGGGCGCUUCGUCGGGGCGGCGGUGAUGGCUUGAUAUGGUGGUGGGGCCGUGUGUAUGGACAUGGACAUUAAUUCUUUACUACUCUUUA